Ambispora leptoticha is the source of this 792-nucleotide messenger RNA. The record is from the annotation of a GenBank genome assembly. NCBI's taxonomy places the organism in Eukaryota, Fungi, Glomeromycota, Glomeromycetes, Archaeosporales, Ambisporaceae.
AUGAAUAACCCGAAUAAUAACAACUUAAAAAAACUAAUCGGCAAAAUAACUGAUUGCCAAAAAGCCAAAGCCUAUUCUCAUAAAAAGACUUGCCUUAUCUCCAAAGCAAACCCCACCGAUAAUAAAUGUGCUACUGGUUGCCAUUACGGAGACUUUUAUUACAAACUAACUAUUGCUUGUGAAAAUAAGCCCGAAGUAAAGCAAAUCAUGCCAGUGAAUGACCCUUUACCGACUAGUAAAUUGACAACUACUAUAAUGGGAGCCUCAAUUAAAAUCCAAGACACUGAUUUAGAUAUUACCCAAUUAGAGUGUUCAGUGUGCCAUCAGUCCUUUACUGGUCAGGACAAAGAAAACGAUAAUUGGGAAGUCUUUUAUGAUACCUCAGGCACUCCCACUAUUACUGAUAUUAAUGAUAAUGAAUAUAAUCAAAAACGAAAGCCUUAUAUUCAACAAAAGAAUAAAGAAAGAUAUUUAAAAAGUAAAGGAAUUAAUACAACCGAAAAAGAAACCAAGGAAAAUAAUACAACUGAUAAUUUAAUACAACCAAAGGAAACAAAUCAGAUUAAUACAACUAUCAAAAAUAAUACAACCAUUCCCAAAGUUGUAUUAAAAAAAGAUACAACCGAAUUAAUUAAUACAACCCAAGAGAAAUUAAUACAACCAAAUAAAGAAAAUAUUCAAUCUGAAUUAUCCGAAAUAGAACUUUAUAAUGAACAAGUUUAUUACUUCUGCUCCACUUGUUCCCCUAAUACUCCCUUAACUUUAAUUCGUUAUCUUAAUUCUCAUAAAUGA